Plasmodium relictum is the source of this 1578-nucleotide messenger RNA. RefSeq names its product EH (Eps15 homology) protein, putative (gene PAST1). Gene Ontology annotation, molecular function: GTP binding; protein binding. Gene Ontology annotation, biological process: endosomal transport; endocytosis. The transcript has a single exon. Gene Ontology annotation, cellular component: plasma membrane; cytoplasm. The record is from RefSeq and is a predicted model, not a curated record. The coding region runs from base 1 to 1578 and encodes 525 amino acids. NCBI's taxonomy places the organism in Eukaryota, Apicomplexa, Aconoidasida, Haemosporida, Plasmodiidae.
AUGAGGAAGUUUUUUCAUAAAUCAAAAGAGGAAAAUGUAGUUUAUGACAAUGUGCUGGAUGGAUUAUAUAAUUUAUAUAAAAGUUAUAUACUAGAAUUGGAAAAGGAAUAUAUGUAUUAUCAUUUUUAUAAGCCAUUAUUAACAAGUGGAGACUUUUUAUCUAAACCAAUGAUAUUGCUACUAGGUCAAUAUUCUACUGGAAAAACAACUUUUAUAAAACAUUUAAUUGAAAAAGAAUACUGUGGAAUGAGAAUAGGUCCUGAACCAACGACUGAUAAAUUUGUAGCAGUUAUGUAUAAUGAAAAAGAACAACUAAUUCCAGGAAAUGCUUUAGUUAGUGAUAUAACAAAACCUUUUUCUCAAUUAGAAAGUUUUGGUAAUAGUUUUUUAUCUAAGUUAGAAUGUUCUAAUACAGCUAGUGAGGUAUUAAAAUCAAUAACGAUAAUUGAUACCCCCGGUGUUUUAAGUGGCAUAAAGCAAAUAAGCAGGGGAUAUGAUUUUGAAAAAGUUAUAUACUGGUUUGCUCAAAGGGUUGAUUUAAUUUUAUUAAUUUUUGAUGCACACAAAUUAGACAUAUCAGAUGAAUUCAGAAGAUGCAUACAAGCUAUUAAAGGCCAGGAUUCAAAAAUUCGAAUAAUUUUAAAUAAAGCUGAUAGUAUAAAUACGCAACAAUUAAUGAGAGUAUAUGGAUCUUUAAUGUGGUCAUUAGGUAUUGUAAUAAAUACACCAGAAGUAAACAGAGUUUAUAUUGGUUCAUUUUGGGAUAAACAAUUAUUGCAUGAUGAAAAUAGAAAUAUUUUUGAGGAAGAAGCUUCUGAUUUAUAUAAAGAUAUCUCAAAGAUCCCUAGAAAUUCUACUAUGAUAAGACUAAAUGAUUUUGUCAAAAGAUGUAGAACAUUAAAAGUACAUAUUUAUCUUUUAUCAUACUUAAGAAAAAAAUUACCAUUUUUUCGUAAAGAUGGAAAAAAAAAAAACUUGAUAAAUGAUUUAGAGACAGUUUAUCAAAAUGUUUCAAAAGAUUUUAAUUUGCCGAUUGGUGAUUUCCCUCCGGUGCAAUUUAUGAAAGAAAAGCUUUACGAGAUAGAUUGGGCAAAAAUACCUAAAUUAAACAUUAAAAAAAUAGAAAGAAUAAAUAAAGUAUUAAACAUUCAUAUACCACAAUUAUUAGAAAUGAUACCAAAAGAAAAUAUGGAAAUAGAUAAAUCGAGAAAUGAAAAUCAAGAAGGUACAAUAGUAGAAAAUAAAUUAACUCCAUUUUUAGAAAUGACUUCAGGAGAAAUUCCAUUAUGGGUUAAGCAGAAAUAUCUAUCUAAUCCUAUAGAUACAUCAAAAUAUUCAGAGGAUUUUUAUAAGUUGGGUCCAGAUGACUUUGGGAAAUUAUCAGGUGAAAAAGUCAAGCAAGAUCUAAUUAAAAGUAAACUACCAAGUUCAAUUUUGCAUAAGAUAUGGAACUUAUCUGAUUUAACAAAAGAUGGGUAUCUUGAUCUUUUUGAAUAUUCUUUAGCAAGGCAUUUCAUAGAAAUGAAAAAUGAUGGUGUUGAUCUGCCCACAAAGGUACCUAAAGAGAUUAUACAAUAA